ACAUAUCAACGGGGUCAUUUCCAUUUACAAGAUGUAUUAUAUAUGUAUGAAUGCAUUCUUUUUAUUAUACGCUUAUAUUACGGGUACGAAAUACGCUGAUACAAGGACAUGUGGGUGCGCAAAUUGACCGACUGGACUCUCGCUUUGGGUACUAUCAUUGGAAUGUAGAAGGAUCAAGUCGAUCAUGUAACUUCCUUUUUAGCAACCUUUGUUUCGAUAAACGUAUGGAACUCAUCAAUCUAAUCACCAACGACAACAGCAGCAACGACAGCAACUUUAGCGACUCCAACAUCCAAGCAAAGCGCGAAUGUCUCUCAUUCGAAAGACUACUCCAAUUUUUGAAGGCCAAAGGGAACAAGUGCGAAAUCAGCGGAAUGCAAGGUAACUGGAAGCCAAAGAAGGGCAACCUUCUUCGAUUGUCGAUCGACAGAAUAGAUAGUGAGGUUGGAUACUUCGAAGACAAUAUACAGCUAAGGCUCUUGCAUCUCAACCUCGGUAAAAGUAACUCCAGUCAAGAGGAGUUUUUGGAUCAGUAUAACAGCCUCAAGAACAACAAAUCUAAAGUACUUCAACGAAUGCAACAUCUUCAAGAUGAACAUGUCCGAAUGCGACCACUAGUUGUGCGUGAUAUUCCAUACGAUGAUGACGACGGCAUUGACGAUGAAGAUGAUGAUGACCAUGACGAUCACGAUGGUGAUGAUUGUUGUAUCCAAGGUUUAUGA
Messenger RNA from Halteromyces radiatus, 722 nucleotides. RefSeq lists its product as uncharacterized. The record is from RefSeq and is a predicted model, not a curated record. The transcript is spliced from 3 exons. NCBI's taxonomy places the organism in Eukaryota, Fungi, Mucoromycota, Mucoromycetes, Mucorales, Cunninghamellaceae. The coding region runs from base 51 to 722 and encodes 223 amino acids.